AUGGAACGUGUGGAAGAAGGUGGCCCACAUGCAUAUACCUUAGUAAAGGAACGCAAACAACCAAAAUCUGUUCCAACGAGAACGAAGAACCCAAAAAAACAGGGCGUUGGUCGUCGCCGUGCUGGUCACCGUAGUGUGGGUCGCCGCAUGAUUAUUGAUAUCCAUUUAGAAGUUAUAGACGAAUGUCAAAAAGGGGAUCUGCAUUCGACGAAUGAAGAGUUUUUUGAAAUUCUUGUUCAAGAAUUUAUGGGAAGUGAAUUCAUAAAAGAAGAAAAUGUUCCUAAGGAACAGGUUCGAAGUUCAGAUUCCGGGUUUAGGGAGGAAGGCUUUCUUUCUAUGGUUCCAAGUUCAGAUUCCGGGUUUAGGGAAGAAGACUUUGUCCUUAAGGAAGAUGUUCCUAAGGAAGGUGUUCCUAAAGAACAGCGUUUAGGGAAGAAGACUUUGUUCUUGAAGGAUGUGAUCCUAUGGAAGAUGUUCCUAAGGAACGGGUUCCAAGUUCAGGUGCCGGGUUUAGGGAAGGAAGACUUUAUUCCUAUGGAUGAUAUUCCUAAGGAACAAAUUCUUAAGGAAGAAAGUCUUCCUAUGGUUGAUGUUCUAAGUUCAGUUUCUGGUUUCGGGUUUAGGGAGGAAGACUUUGUUCCAAAGGAAAGUGCUCCUGAGUAA
Messenger RNA from Plasmodium coatneyi, 663 nucleotides. Its product is annotated as SICA antigen. The record is from RefSeq and is a predicted model, not a curated record. NCBI's taxonomy places the organism in Eukaryota, Apicomplexa, Aconoidasida, Haemosporida, Plasmodiidae. The coding region runs from base 1 to 663 and encodes 220 amino acids. The transcript is spliced from 3 exons.